CUGAGUUUGGUAUUGCGGGGCGUCACGAUCGCCUCCAGCGUGGUGUACAGGAGCAGGAGCUGACGGACGUGUGGUGUUCCCAAGGACUUUUCGGAGUCCUGCGGCGUGUUCCAAGCCAAGCGGCGAACACUCGUAGCACACUUCGAAUGAAAAGUUGCAGACUGAUUCAGCAAAGACUGUGAAGUUGAAAUGGCUUCAUCAACACGUCGUCCAGAGCAUGCAGCUCCUCCUGAGAUUUUUUAUGAUGAAAAGGAGGCCCGAAAAUAUUCGUCGAACUCCCGGAUGAUAGAGGUGCAGGAGCGCAUGACGGAGCGAGCGCUGGAACUGCUGGCGCUACCGGAGGGCAUACCGCAUCUAGUGCUCGACCUCGGCUGCGGCUCAGGACUCAGCGGCGAAACGAUCACCGAGGCCGGCCACGUCUGGGUCGGCUGCGACAUCUCGCAAGCCAUGCUGAACGUCUCCAUAGAGCGCGAAGUGGAGGGCGACGUGCUGCUCAGCGACCUAGGCCAGGGCCUGCCCUUCCGAGCGGGCUCUUUCGAUGGGGCGCUGAGCAUAUCAGCCCUGCAGUGGCUCUGCAACGCCGACAAGAAAGAGCACGUGCCGCGGAAGCGGCUGUACAAAUUCUUCUCGUCUCUGUACGGCUGCCUGGGUCGGGGCGGCCGUGCCGUGUUCCAGUUCUACCCGGAGAGCUCGGCCCAGGUGGAGAUGAUCACGGCGCAGGCCAUGAAGGCCGGCUUCACCGGCGGCCUGGUGGUCGACUACCCCAACAGCACCAAGGCCAAGAAGAUGUUCCUGGUGCUGAUGAGCGGCGGGCCGCAGCCGCUCCCGGAGGCCCUGGGCGACGGCGGCCAGGCCAGCGCGGUCGCUUACGCCAAGCGUGACCGGAUGCGCCAGCUGCGCGGCAAGCCGCCGAAGAGCUCGCGCGACUGGGUGCGCGAGAAGAAGGAGCGCCGCCGCCGCCAGGGCAAGGAGGUGGCGAGGGACUCUAAGUACACGGGCCGGCGGCGGGCGGCCGGAUUCUGAACUGGCACGCACCGGCCGGCGGCUGUGAUGGGGACAGGGCAAGGGGUCGUACGCGCCUACUGGA
Molecule: messenger RNA, 1087 nt
Organism: Pollicipes pollicipes
Lineage: Eukaryota; Metazoa; Arthropoda; Thecostraca; Pollicipedomorpha; Pollicipedidae
Product: putative 18S rRNA (guanine-N(7))-methyltransferase
Exons: 2
Coding region: 190-1023 (277 amino acids)
Biological process (GO): rRNA (guanine-N7)-methylation
Cellular component (GO): nucleolus
Molecular function (GO): rRNA (guanine) methyltransferase activity
Source: RefSeq, a predicted model, not a curated record